GCGGGGGCAGGACAACUAUUAGCAGGUAGAGAUGUGGGAGAACUAUUCGAAUCGUCCAAUAAUAUGAACAGCAGAUAGACCACAGCCGAUGGGACUUCUAACAACUGAACCUCCUUCAGGCGGAUUUGAUCUAGUCCAGGUAUAGUUAGCUUUGAAGGGAAGACGCCAAAAUGUCCAUUCAUUUGUAUGAAAUGAGCAGUAAACUGCUGGAGGAAACUGUUGGGACAGUGAACGACAACCUGACCUCGGUGGUGCUUGCAGCCUCCGUCAUCACUCUCGCUGUGGGUUAUAUUUCCAAGUUGCUGCUGAAACAGUCCACCGACGAGAAUCAGGUGAGUCAACCUAAAACAAACAAAAAGUCUGUAGUUUUAAUACAAAGACUGUCCAAAAUCCACUGACUGCUUCUGUCUUGCAGAAAUACCCUCCUUACAUCCCCUCCAGCAUCCCAUUCCUGGGUCAUGCAAUCGCUUUUGGGAAAAGUCCCAUUGAAUUUCUCGAAAAUGCCUACGAAAAAGUAAGUACUUUUCAAGAAUUAAUGAACGAGUAACCUUUUAAAAGUGUUUCAUAAUAAUUUAAACUUUAAUGUGAAACAGGACAGUUUUCUUUCCCUUCCUAAAACUCUAAAUUAAUGGAGACACAUGUGCCUCACAUUUCCUUUCCAUCAUAUUAAAGAGUACUGUCUGUACGUAAUUUAAUCCAUUCAGUUAUUUUACAGUGUUUACUUUGUUUUCCCAGCAUAUAAAGGAGUAAGAUUUAUAGGUCAGAAAAACUGACAUAAUCAAAGGGAUAGUCUGGGGUAAAAUUAAGUUAGGGUCAAACACACCGUAACACCUAGUUAGAAUCAGUACUAGCCACCAAACAUCUUUUUAGCUUUGCCUAAUUUCUUUAGCAAAGAGACUAAACACAACUCACCUACUCUCUUACAGCAGCCGCUUGUCCUUGUUACAAACAAGCGGCUGCUGGAAGAGAGUAGGUGAGUUGUGUUUAGUCUCUUUGCUAGAGAAAUUAGGCAAAGCUAAAAAGAUAUUUAUUGGCUAGGACCCUAUAUGUACUGUUGAUGAAGUUAGGUGCUGUUCUGAGCAUUAUUUGUGGCUAUAGAGUGGUGUUUUGGUUGAGGUUUGUUUAUGGCUCCUCAGACCGCUGAGUAUUGCUAUCGUGGGGUUGUUACUAAAGUUGGUAUAAAUAGAGAAGCAAGCGGUCGGCAACAUUCAUCUCUUGAGGGGGUGUCUAACUCGGUGUUGCGUUGUGUUUGACCUAAAUUAAUUUUAUGCCAGAAUAUCCCUUUAAGUAAUUUGGACAGUAAAAAUGGUAUCAAAAUUAGACUCACUUCUUCAAAAUGUCAAAAGUUUAUUUUGUCCUGACCCUUUUCAUCUCUGCUGUCCACAGUACGGCCCUGUGUUCAGCUUCACCAUGGUGGGGAGCACCUUCACCUACCUGCUGGGCAGUGAGGCAGCCACACUCAUGUUCAACAGUAAGAAUGAAGACCUGAAUGCUGAGGAUGUCUACUCCAGACUGACCACCCCAGUAUUUGGCAAAGGAGUCGCCUAUGACGUCCCUAACCCUGUGAGUCCAGCUUGGUUUUAAAUGCAAAUUCACAGUAAAUGAGUCUGAGUGGUGGAAGGGAUAAGGUUAACUCUCUGUAGACAUUAAAAAAAGCUACAACAGGAGUUUUCCUCUUAUGUUUUUCAGAUCUUUCUGGAACAGAAGAAGAUGUUGAAGACUGGACUCAACAUUGCCCGAUUUAAGGAACAUGUCAAAAUCAUCGAGGCAGAGACUCUUGAGUAUUUUCAAAGAUGGGGAGACAGCGGGGAGAGAAGUAAGAUGUUUUAAAAAUCACUUAAAUAAAACAUGAAUAUCAGAAAACAAGCCAGUUAUAGGUUUCACUUUAAAACUGAUACAUUUGUUGAAUAUCCAGAUAAAAUGUUUUCUCUAUUUCAGACCUGUUUGAGGCUCUUUCUGAGCUGAUCAUCCUGACAGCAAGCAGCUGCCUUCAUGGCAAAGAGAUCCGCAGCAUGCUGGAUGAGCAUGUGGCUCAGCUGUACGCCGACCUGGAUGGAGGAUUCAGUCACGCUGCCUGGCUGCUGCCCGGCUGGCUGCCACUGCCUAGCUUCAGGUAGGAACGUCAACAAUGUCAGCUGGCAUGGGAAGAAGCUGACUAAGAUAGCAGGCAACCCAUCAGAAAAACUCAAGGGUGGUUCAAACUUCAAACAGACACAAAGUGGUCCUUUGGCUACAGGCAUUUACUUCAGCUCCUUGGGUUUUGAGCAUGCCGUGAGAACUAAAACAAUACAAAAAGCAUAAUCUGAAUUUGGUAAAACUGCAAUAGAAACUUAACACUCUUCAGCAACAAAUGAAUCUCACAAAACAUAACUUGUGUAAGAAAAACCUUGCUACAUAGCUCAAAAUGACAUAAACGGAACAAAAAUCGGCCACAUGGAGUUGCGCUAAUAACAAUUUAUCUCAAUAAACAUACUCUAGACAUACCUUGUUGGCCGAAUCAUCGAAAAAUGGAGACAAAACCGAACUUAAGUCGUCUUCAGUCGUCUUAUCGUCUUAUUAACAGUGCUUCACCCUCCGUCUUUAAUGAAUGUAUCAUGUGCAACUGCUUUUCUCCUCCUAGCAGGUGCUCUAAUCAGUGGGCAAACCCACAGUGGGUGUGUCACAACAAAAACAGCCCGACCCUCCCUCAACUCCGCACAUCAGUUCCGCUUAACCUGUCAAAUGCCCAUGUGAAUUAAAUAAUACUUAUCCAUUUAUUUAUUUAAACGACACAGGAUUAUAAUCCAUUUUUAAUUUAACUUAUUUUAACUUAUUGACUUAUUUAUUUUAACUUUUAGCUUAUUUAUUAAACAAAAACUCAUUAAGUUGAGCAGAAUGUCUCUGACGGCAGCUACACCUAGUCUGAAAAAAUAUGAUUAAAAUGUUCCUUUUUUUCAGGAAAAGGGACAGAGCACACAGAGAAAUCAAAAACAUCUUCUUCAAGGUGAUUCAGAAGCGCAGACAGUCUGGAGAGAAAGUGGAUGAUAUCCUGCAGACACUCAUUGAUGCCACCUACAAGUAAGAAAGCGGCAAUAUCCAACAAUGGUAUACACCAAAAUAAAAAGUUAAAGAUUUCUGUUAUUACUGUUCAUUAAGGUAGAGAGUAAAAAUUCACCGCUUUAAAGAGACUUGUGAUUUUUAAAUUUGAUUCACCUUCUUAGAAACGGGCGUCCCCUGAAUGACAGUGAGAUUGCUGGGAUGCUGAUUGGUCUCCUCCUGGCCGGUCAGCACACGUCCUCCACCACCAGCGCCUGGAUGGGUUUCUUCCUGGCCAGAGACAAAGCUCUGCAGGAACGCUGCCAUGCUGAGCAGAGAGCUGUGUGUGGAGAAGACCUGCCUCCACUAGACUUUGAUCAGGUAUAGGCCUGUUUUCAUGCUCAAAAUCACUUUUAUCAACAGUGUAAAUAUCAUGAAUUAGACACGCUUUUGCAAAAGUAACAUAACUUGAAAUUAUUCCUUUAUAACUGUAGCUGUACUCCUAUAUAGAUUUUACAGUUUGCAUAUGGUUUAUACUUCACAUUUUAAGUCUUAUACUGUACAUGCAUAGCAGGUUCAGCCUUUCAGUAAAGACUCGUUACACGUGUGCUUCAAAUAGUGUCCUGAUUUUGUCCUCAGCUGAAAGAUCUCAGCUUGCUGGAGCGCUGUUUGAAGGAGACUCUACGGCUCCGCCCCCCCAUCAUGACCAUGAUGAGAAUGGCUCGCUCUCCCCAGGUAAGAACAGCAAACCAUACUGCUCAGCUAAUUUUGUCACAUUUGCAAGUCCUGACGGAGAUGGAGUUAUUUACUUUGGUCAAACAAAUUAUCAACUGCUAUAAAAGAGUGUCGCUUUUAUUUUGAAAACCUAGCUGUUGUUUUAUUUCAGUUUGGAUGCACGUUUGUACAUCCUAGAUCUGCAUUCGUGAACAGAGACAAGUUUAAACAUCGGCAAAAUAUUCGUUGACGUCUUAGAGUUGCUCAGUCCACUUAUCAUAAAUGACUUUGGGCUUGUUUCUCUCAGAAGUCGCUUGUAAAACUCGUGAGUCGCAGUUUUUUGGGCUUGUUUUUAACUAGUAGUUGCUUAUUUGGGCUUGCUUUUCUGUAUGUGUGAAUCCCCUGAUUUAAAGUUGAAAUUAUUGUUGGUUCGGCCCUCCAACACAGUUCAGGUUUCUCAUGUGAAUUGCCCACCGCUGAUCUGGAGCAUUUAUGUCUCACAAUGUCACAUAUGACUUCAACAGUUUGUUUCUAACUCUAGUUUUUUCUUCCUGUCGUCUCAGACUGCAGCAGGAUACACCAUCCCUGUGGGCCACCAGGUCUGCGUCUCCCCAACUGUCAACCACCGUCUGCAGGAUACCUGGGCAGAGAGGAUGGAGUUCAGCCCUGACCGGUACCUCAAUGACAACCCAGCAGCAGGAGAGAAGUUUGCUUAUGUGCCGUUUGGAGCUGGUAAGUUCAGUCACUCUUUUUAUUUCUUGAUACUUUCGUUCCAAAAAUAAUUGAUCUCACUUUGACAAUUUAUCGGUCAUGAUACUGUUACUAUAAGUUUUCUCCAAAGCUAUAUUGACCUUACUUUAUGAUACCAGGCUUCACUUCACUUAGUUUGGAAUUUAAAGCUCCUGUAAGGAACUUUAAGUUUGUGUCAAGUUUGGCGCCUCCUGUGGAUGAAACAGUCACUGCCUAUCUUGUCCUCUUCAUGCUUUCAGUCGUCAAUUCUGUUGCUGAUGAUCUUGGUUAUUUUUGUUUAUUAUGAAAAAGCAUCAGUCAAAAUUCAAAGUCUGUUUCACAAAUGUCAAAAAACUUUCUUUUACUGUUAGUUUUAUCAUUAAAAUCAUAUAGAGAACUUUACAAAUUAAUCCUAAUUAAUGUAUCUACAAAACAACAAAAGUGUCCAAAGUUUAACGUGUUUCUUCAUCUCCUCUUCAGGUCGUCAUCGCUGUAUCGGGGAGAACUUUGCCUACGUCCAGAUCAAAACCAUCUGGUCCACUAUGCUGCGCUUGUACGACUUCGACCUGGUGGACGGUUAUUUCCCCACAAUCAACUACACCACAAUGAUUCACACGCCUCACAACCCCGUCAUCAGAUACAAGAGGAGGAAACAGUGAUGGAGCCUUGGAGGAGCAAAAAACAUGAGGAAGCAAACGCCUCGAGUGUUUGAAGGGAAACUCUGACUCCCUGGGACUUGAAUUUCAGAAAUGUUUAGAUGAAUGCACUUUGCUCUGCUGAAAUGUCCAAACUUUUACUUUUUUCCUGAAUGUCAACAUCAAUACAUGAUUGCUUUGAAAACAGUUUUUCUCUAUUUCAAAUAGAAAUGUGCCUUUAAGGUUGGAGACAUGGGAUGACAUGAUUGGAGCCUGGGGGACAUGGAUGAUAAUGCUACUUUUCAACACAGAACAGAUCCAUUUAAUGUACACGAAUCACAGCAAAGCUUAACUAAACUAGGUGGAGAUUCAGAGAGCACACACUACAGCUGAUUUUCCACAGAGCUGAAAAUCUGCAGGUGCAUCCACUCAAACAUCUGAUGCUUUUUCAACUUGGUGUGAAAUCCAGGUCUUCUGAGGCCCAGGUUUUACUUGUCCGCCCAAGUUUCAUGAAAAUUUGGCUUAUCGAUUUCCUCAUAUUUUGCAGACCAAACGAAAAAACGCAAAAACAAAAAAUCUGGCCGUUUUGGAGGGAGGGAACAACAUUAGGAUAGCUGCCAUUGGAAGCAGCAGUAAGUCGCUGAUGUUUAACUGAAGCUGUAAGAUGAAUGGAGAAAAUCAACCAUGGUAAGAUGUUACAACUUUUAAAAAAAUGAACCAAAAAAUUAAAAAAGACAUAAAAUAUGAAAAUUAUAUGUUGCCACUUAGAUUUAGGUUGAUCUGGAUCACUUUUCUGUAACAGAACGGUCAUUAUAAGCUGCAGGACUCUUGAGCCCUCUUGAGUUUUAGAGCAUUUCAUAGCUUGAACAUAAAAUCUUGACCUCUUAAAGCACAGACUGUUGUUUUUAUUGUAUUGCUGAAAAUAUACACAUAUCAAAUCUAAA
Messenger RNA from Xyrichtys novacula (pearly razorfish), 6037 nucleotides. The record is from the annotation of a GenBank genome assembly. Lineage: Eukaryota; Metazoa; Chordata; Actinopteri; Labriformes; Labridae.